Messenger RNA from Nestor notabilis (Kea), 2058 nucleotides. It is a transcript of the gene ANAPC4, whose product is annotated as anaphase promoting complex subunit 4. Gene Ontology annotation, biological process: anaphase-promoting complex-dependent catabolic process; protein K11-linked ubiquitination; positive regulation of mitotic metaphase/anaphase transition. The annotation marks the transcript as partial. The record is from RefSeq and is a predicted model, not a curated record. The transcript is spliced from 26 exons. NCBI's taxonomy places the organism in Eukaryota, Metazoa, Chordata, Aves, Psittaciformes, Psittacidae. Gene Ontology annotation, cellular component: anaphase-promoting complex; nuclear periphery.
GCAAACUUUCAACGAGUGUGGAGUUUGCCUCCAAAUGAAAAUACAGGAAAAGAAGUGACUGCUCUUGCUUGGAGACCAGAUGGCAAAAUUCUGGCUUUUGGCCUUACUGAUACCAAGAGGAUUAUUCUGUGUGAUGUAGAAAAACCUGAAAGCUUGCACUCUUUCUCUGUGGACUCAUCCAUUACAUACAUGCAUUGGAUGGAAGUAACUGAGGAAAGCAGUGUUCUUACGUCCUUUUACAAUGCUGAGGAUGAAUCAAAUCUCCUUUUGCCUAAAUUACCAGCGCUACCAAAAAAUUACAGUACUACUGCAAAAAUUUUCAGUGAAGAAAAGUCAGAUGAGAUUAUGAAGCUUCUGGGCGAUGUAAGGCUUAAUGCUCUUGUCCUUGGUGGCAGCUGUGGAUUUAUUGAGAUUUAUGCUUAUGGAAUGUUCAAGAUUGCUACAGUAACUGGGGUGGCGGGUUCUUGUCGUGGACUAUGUUUGUCCAGUGAUUUGAAGUCACUGUCAGUUAUUACAGAGAUACGAGACUCUUCAGACAGCGAAGCUGAGAUAACAUAUUUUCAGUUGGACACUAGUCUGUUAUCAAGUUACUUACCUGAAGUAACUCGAAUGGCCCGGAAAUUUACUCACAUUUCAACUCUGUUACAGUAUAUAAAGUUGUCAUUGACAUGCAUGUGUGAAGCGUGGGAAGAAAUACUGAUGCAGAUGGACUCACGACUAACAAAGUUUGUCCAGGAAAAGAAUACAACCACUUCUGUUCAGGAUGAGUUUAUGCAGCUGUUGUUAUGGGGCAAAGCAAGUCUGGAGCUUCAGGCAUUACUAAUGAAUCAACUGACAGUAAAGGGCUUAAAAAAACUUGGUCAGUCCAUAGAGUCUUCCUAUUCCAGUAUACAAAAGUUGGUCAUAAGUCAUUUGCAGAGUGGCUCUGAGGCACUGCUAUACCAUUUGAGUGAACUGAAAGGAAUGGCUUUAUGGAAACAAAAAUAUGAGUCUCUGGGAUUGGAUGCAUCUGGAAUUGAAGAGGCUAUCACUGCUGUUGGUUCUUUCAUCCUGAAAGCAAAUGAGCUGCUUCAAGUUAUCGACAGUAGUAUGAAAAACUUCAAAGCAUUUUUUCGAUGGCUGUAUGUUGCCAUGUUGAGGAUGUCAGAAGAUCAUGUGCUUCCAGAGCUGAACAAGAUGACUCAGAAAGAUAUCACAUUUGUUGCUGAUUUUCUUACUGAACACUUCAAUGAGGCACCAGAACUUUACAAUCGGAAAGGAAAAUACUUCAAUGUGGAGAGAGUUGGGCAGUACUUGAAAGAUGAAGAUGAUGACCUUGUAUCUCCACCUAAUACAGAGGGAAACCAGUGGUUUAACUUUCUUAAACACAGUACUCAUCUUAAAGAAAGUCCACUUCUGUUUCCCUACUAUCCUGAGAAAUCACUGCAUUUUGUCAAAAGGCAAAUGGAAGGAGUCAUUGAUCAGUGUUUACAAAAGCCAGCGGAUGUAAUUGGAAAGUCAGUGCAUCAAGCAUUCUGCAUGUCUCUUUACAAAACUUCUCAAAGUGAAGAUUCCACGCCUCAAUUAUUUAAGCUACCAUUUCUGUGGAAUGACAAAACAUCCAAUAUACAUUAUGUUCUCUUCACCAUGUUAGAAGAUUCUAUUUCUAAAAUACACAUCUUGAGGAGACAUACCGAUACGUCCAGGUCUGUCAGUAACGGAAUUCUUGCAGUAGAGUUUGGAAACUUCUUGGGCAACAGUAUAAAUGAGAGCUCAGACUCCAGAUGCUACAGUUGUUUAGACGCACACUUCUAUGAUGAUGAAACUGUAUCUGUAGUUCUGAAGGAGAGCAUGGAACAAGAAGGGAAGGAGAGAGUGUUGGCUCAGCUGCCUUUAUCUUCGAUAUACACAGAUGAGGACCAAGAUAGGGAAUUCAUCUGGGAUUCUACUAAAAGGCUGGAUGAGCAAAGUGGUGAGAUACCCACACGUACUGUCAUCUUGGAGAAUCAGUGGAGAGUGCUGGAGAAUAUGAAAGCUCAGUAUGUUUCUGUAAAUGGCAUUAGGAAAGUUUCCUGUGUG